Molecule: messenger RNA, 3872 nt
Organism: Dermacentor andersoni
Lineage: Eukaryota; Metazoa; Arthropoda; Arachnida; Ixodida; Ixodidae
Source: RefSeq, a predicted model, not a curated record
ACACAAAUGAGCCCAUAUGGGCGUUUUAACAGUUGAUAUGCCAUUUUUCCCCCCUAGCUUAAAAUGAGUACUCCCACGAGAAGAAGUAAAAUAAGCUAGAACCAUUAUUGUACCCCCGACCCCAUUUGAUGGGGCAUUGCGGUUGUAAAAUGGGGGUUUUCAAGGAAUAACGGUGGCGUAGGGGAAAUUGAGACGAGCCAAACAGAGAAAGGAAUAACUCAGCCAUGACCAACAAGGCAGUCAGCCGCAGCGACAAUUUCAGUAGGAUUAUUUCUGCAGUCAGAUUCGAAAUAUCCCGCGCAAUGUGUGUCGGCGCUGUUUUUCUGUUCGGAGUAGCCGCGCCUUGGUGCUGCAGAGGACGCCGAAGUCGGAACUACGCGCGGAGGAACACCAGCCUUCGGAGCGCGCGCGCGUGCGUUGAAAGCUGCGAUCGAGCAGCCAUUUGCCAGCGACGGCGCAUUCUUCUACCGUGGUUGAUGUUUCUCACUGCUUUGAACCCCCAAGACUCCACGGACUGCGGCUGCGGUCGUUUCAUUGCCAACUGUGAGGAUGAAGCAGCUUCAUGGCCGGAGAUCGGGUGCCUCCCAUCAGUUUCCCUUUUCAGCAAUAGAGGCCUUGGAGGCCUUUCUACCUGCGUUGCAUCCUGUGGCUGGACCACUCCAACGAUCUCGGCGGAAUCGUUACACAGGAAGAAGUCUGGCUGGCCCCAAGCCUGGUGCAAAAUGAAGAAAUGGCACUCCACAUCAAUUCAUGUUUACUUGUCGUCAUAACCAGUCUGUUAGCUUAAUUUUUGGUUCUUUCUAUUGAAUUCUCAAGAAAGGUACCAACUCUGUCAUUCAUUGAAAACAAAUUUUUGCACUUGGGGAUGCAGCCAUGCACAAAGCCUUUGAGCUCAUUAAUAUCUUUAUUUUUUAAAGAAAGUGCAGCUCCUGCGUGGAGCAAUAGGUUGAAUAAGACGAGGGUAAAUGAAAAGAUGGCGAAAUUAGUCAUCAACAGUUGUCCAACAAAGGAAGUCUCAAGCUGGAGGCAACAUCUUUGCAAGAGAACCAAAUGGCUCCAGCCUGAGACAUUCGUUGUUCAACCUGGCAAGUCUCCUUCUCGAAAUAUUUCCUCUAGCCUGAGACCUAUAGCCAUUCCACCACCCUUGACCAACAAUACACCUAUACAUUUGGUAACCCAUGGAAAGGUAGCAAAUUCACAUUCAAGGAAAGGGAAUGUAGUGUGCACCCUGGAAGGUAGCAUGAACAGUAUUUUAUUUACUUAAUGAAAUGCAGAUUUGCUAUCCAAUUACUUUAUUUUGAUCCCCGUUUUAUAAUUGGACAGCAUGGUUCCUCGGAGAGAAUAAUAAUUCGAAGCUUACACAAUUUUGCUCCUUUAUGUCCGUUAAAUCUGUCCUGGUUGCUACACUAUCAGCCCUGUCUGCAAUUGCAUAGCAGUGUUUUGAGCAUGCAUCCAAAUUCAAAAGAAUAGUUAGGCUUCUACCUCAGAAUGUUUGCUACUGUGUUGCAGCUCGAAUUCUAUGUCUAGGUGGUCACUGUGAUGCCAUGUGCUUUUUAAAUAAGACCAAUAUGCUAUUUGAAGGGCAAUUAAAUGCAAUCUCAAAUGACCUCAGCUCGGGGAAUGACACAAUUGGAGGUCAAUGUGAUAAGGAGGAUCUGAUUUCUGAAAACAAGGCACUUAAACGGGAGAAAGCAUGACUAAUUUCGUCUAAAGAUGCUGCUAUUGGAUAUGAUCAGGGAAGGUACUUGUUCGUGGCUGCAUUUGCAACAUGUUACAUUGCUGGCUUUAUAUAUUGCACUGGGUACAGUGAAAUGUUGCUGCUUGCACAAUAUUCAACUAAACAUGGUAGCCAUGCUAAUGUGUCCAUGCAGAACACAACUCAUCCACUAUUAUGGACUACAGUGGAACCUCAAUAAACGAAAAUCGCUUCGAAACUGCCGCUUAAAUAGGACACCAUCCUGAUAAUUGGUUGGCUCUCUGCAAUGUCUCUCAGUAAAUAUAAUGCCUGGUAAAUGGAACCAAUUUCCCUGGCACCUUGCGGCUCCAUUUAAAGAGCACCCACUGUAAAAAUAUAGGGGGGAUCGUGUUUGGAACUUUCGUAAAUGUAGUCUUAAACAAAACCGCAUUUCAGUGGGAGCGAAAUGCAAAAGCACCCAUGUACUUAGGUGCAUGUUAAAGAACCCUAGGUUGUCCAAAUUAAUUCGGGGUUACUCGCUAUGGCAUGUGUCAUAAUCAGAAGGUGGGUUCUGGUUCGUAAAAGACAAUAAUUUUUAAUAGCUUGCUCAGAAAUCCAGCACUAAAUUAUGUAGCUCGUUUGUGAUGAGUCCCAAUUUCUUAAUUUAGUACUUUGACAUUUAUCAUAUUUGUGUGCUAGUCCAUGCAAAAUACAACUGAUCGGCCUCAUUAUACCAGCCACUGUUAAUUAGGAAUGGCUUAGUCAAGCAACUUAAACUUACAGCACGAACAUCUAAGACGAACCACAAAAGGAAGAUACGACACACACUGGUGCUAACAACUUCUUUAUUUCUUCGUCGUCGAUGCAAUAUAAACCCUAGGCCACACUACCGCGCAGGCACUCAGAUUACAUUACAGAGAUCUGCCAAAUUAUCACAUACGCAAGCGUAGGAAGUCAAAUUCAGAUGGAUGCAGGGACAAAGAUAUCUUACUAAUGCAAUUAUCGCCCUGCCUUUCUUGUGGUAGGCCUCUAAGGCAAGCCGCACAUGCUCAUUCUUGCUUUUGCCAAGAAUCGACGUCCCAUCAAGUUGUGCCUCACAAUUGUUGCAAGAGUUUAUAUGCGCACCAAGGUGCGCUCCUCUAUCUACAUUUUUGUUUACUUGUUGCGCAUGUUCCCUGAGUCGUUCAUUGACGCAAUGCCCUAUCUAGCCAAGCUAUGUCUUACCACAUGAGAGUGAAUGGUAUAAACCACGCCGACCGCGCACAACACGUAUGAAGCAUCAUGCCGAAUUUGGCAUCCUCCUCUGCCCUCUCCGCAGGUGCGGGAGCAUAGCUUUAAAAGCUUGUUCGGUGCAGAAAACGCCAAAGGAACACUAUGCCUGCAAGCAAUUUUCUUGAGUUGAUAGAUGACCUUAUGUGUUUAAGGGACCGCCCAGGGAACAUGCACAAAAAGUAAACAAAAAUGUAGAUAGAAGAGUGCACAUUGUUGCGCAUAUAAACUCUUGCAAAAAUUGUGAGGCACGACUUGAUGGGACGUCGAUUCUUGGCAAAAGCAUGAAUGAGCUUGCGCCUUAGAGGCCUACCACAUAAAAAGGCAAAAUGAUAAUUGCAUCAGUGACAUAGCUUUGUCCCUGCACCCAUCUGAAUUUGAGUGCCUACGUUUGCAUAUGUGAUAAUUUGGGAGAUCUCUGUAAUGUAAUGUGUGCGCCUGUGCAGUUGUAUAGCCUAGGGCAUAUAUAUGCAUCGACGACGAAGAAAUAAAGAAGUUGUCAGUUAGCGCCAGCGUCUGUCGUAUCUGCCUUUUGCGGUUCGUCUUAGGUGUUUGCGCUGUAAGUUUUAAGUUCAGAAUUAUGUACCAACUAGGCCAAAUGAAGUUUUACUCUUAGUCAAGCGAGCUCAAUAUAUAGUCUGUGCAAAAGUGUGGAGUGUCAGUACAAAGUAACAGUUCAAACACAUGGCUCUGUAGUUACAGUUCAGUAUGAAAGGAGAUAAGAUUUCUUAGCAUUUCUUUCAUUUACUAAUUUCAUUGUGUUAGGACAUGUAGAAUACUAGCAACUGGCAUGCUUACAACGUACAGUGCUCUUUUUUAAAAUCCAGACAAUUGUUUUACUGGGGCAGAAAUGUGCUUUCUUUUGGGCCCGGAAGUGAACAUAUUAUAUUUCUUACAUUUGGUGUAAAAUAAAUUUUCUUCACUGUCA